AUGGGUUACUUUUCCAAGCUAUCGACGUCCAUCCUCUUCGCCGUCCACCUAACCUCCGCUCAUCUUGCUGCGUAUACCGAUGGCAUGUUCUGCCCUGAUGUGAUUCCCUGGGCGAACUGGCAGAAUUCGACCGGUUACUAUGCAGAUGGUAAGGAAUACAACCAACGUCCCAUUCCUUAUUCGGUGACGAACCAAGAGGUCGUGGCUGAAGGUUUGGUUACCUCGUCCAAGGGCCUGGCCUCGCCUAACUUGCAUGCGGCGAACAAGACGACUGCCGCUGGAACGGCAAUCGCAAUCUCUUAUAAGAGUAACGUGUGGGAAGUGACCAUGGACACGCUUGUUGUAAUUUCGACGGCUCCCCAGACCCCCUUUGAGCGACUGGCGAACUAUUCAAUACCUGAUCUGGCUCCCUGCGAAGCGUGCGUCUGCGUGACCGGGUAA
Molecule: messenger RNA, 441 nt
Organism: Penicillium lagena
Lineage: Eukaryota; Fungi; Ascomycota; Eurotiomycetes; Eurotiales; Aspergillaceae
Product: lignocellulolytic auxiliary activity family 14 protein
Exons: 2
Coding region: 1-441 (146 amino acids)
Source: RefSeq, a predicted model, not a curated record